Molecule: messenger RNA, 240 nt
Organism: Paramecium tetraurelia
Lineage: Eukaryota; Ciliophora; Oligohymenophorea; Peniculida; Parameciidae
Exons: 1
Source: RefSeq, a predicted model, not a curated record
AUGGAUGCCUUUAAUCUCUUGAACAAUAGGUUUAUGCAAUCAGCUAAGGAGAGAAAAUCCUUGAGGUCGAUAAACCUAAGUCAGAAAAAUCUUGAAACUUAAUCCAAAUCUAGUGAAUAUGACCUUUGGGAAAAAAAUGAUGGUUUAGACUCACCUAUGACACCUAAAAUUGAAAUCCCAAAUCAAUUUUACCCUAAAUUAAUAAAUACUGUAAGACUUUCUAAUCAAAGACUCUUAUGA